Stylonychia lemnae is the source of this 1032-nucleotide messenger RNA. NCBI's taxonomy places the organism in Eukaryota, Ciliophora, Spirotrichea, Sporadotrichida, Oxytrichidae. The record is from the annotation of a GenBank genome assembly.
AUGGGAGCUGAACAAGGAAAGUUAAACACUGUCAAAAUCAGGAUUAAUAUCCACAGAGGUAAAAAGCUAAAUGCUAUUGCAAAGAAAAAAGACGACAUUUGCAAGCAUUUAGAAGCAGGCAAUGAAAUGAAUGCUAAGAUUUGGGCGGAGACAUUAAUCAAUGAAGAGAAUCUGAUUCCAUGCUUUGAUAUAGUUUCAAUUAUGUGCGAUUAAUUGAAUGGAAGACUUAAGACUAUUGAAAAAUUUGGUCCACCUAAGGACAUGGACUAAACUUUUAGAACUCUGUGCUAUGCUUCGAUCAGACUAGAGAUCGAUGAGUUAGUUUAAGUCAGACAAUAAUUAGGCAAAUUGCUUGGAAAGUAAUUCUUGAUCAGUGCUGAUAAGGACGAAGAGUGCGUGAACAAAGUUGUAAGUUUAAAACGAUUUCUGAGUAACCCAUUUGAAUAGAUUGUAGCUCAGAUUAACAUUAAGAUUCCUGAAGAAGGAGAGAAAAUCAAGAGACUAGUCGAGCUUGCUAAGGAAAGGAAUAUCGAUUACAAGCCAUCAAUGGAAGCCUAGUAAUGUUUGAAUGAUUACAUUGAUCGCAAAGGUAUGCCUAAUCCUCAAGGAAACAGCGGAAAUCAUCAUCCAAUCCCCCCUGUUUACAACCCACCACCUAUUUAGAAUUAAUAGUUCCAACCUCCUCCUAAUUUCCCUCCUCCUGAUAUGGGAAACUCCCAACCUCCAGCCUUCCUACCACCUGGUGGUGGAAUGCCUCCAAGCUACAUGCAAGGCCUUCCUUAGUAUAUGCCUCCAUCUGGCCCAGGCUAAUACCCUGGAUUCUAGCCAGCUAAUCAAUUCAACCAACCACCUGCUUUGGGCUAACCCUCCUAUAAUUAUCAAUAUGAUACAUCAUUGCAACCUCAGAAUUUUAUGCCAUAAGAUAAUAAUGGAGGUGCAUAUGGAGGUCCAGGAAAUGGAACUGCAGGUUCAGGAGGAAUGGACAAUAUUGACGACUUUGAAGCCAAGUUAAACAGCCUCAAAAAAAUGUGA